AUGCUCGAUGAAAAUUUGUCAUGUCUGUUAGACGAAAGUGAUGAUGACUGCACAAAAAAAAAUGAUGUCAAAAGUAGGAAGCAGGAGCUACAUCACAACAAGAACAGCGGAAUAACAAAUGAAAAACAUAGAGAUUUUUUACCCACGUCUGUGUUCAAUUUCCACAUUCGCAAUAUAGGAAACUUGAACAAUUUUUUUAAAAACACAAAUAGUAAGUUCGGGGUUUUAAACUAUAAGGCCAAGAAUCAGAGUACCUCUCAUGGCACUGUUGAACACACACCAACUUUGCGCCUUCGAAAUGGAGAAGCUAGUCAAAGCAGCAACACCGUAAAUAAAAAAUAUGAACAGUUAAAGAAAAAUUUAAACAUCAAGAAUGCUUUGAAUAGAAAAAAUGAUGAAAACGUGCUAGUGAACAAGGAUGGUGCCCGAGCUGCGGAUAAUGCAACAUGUAGUGGAAACAAUGAAAGGUAUAACAGUCACCCAUUAAAUUACAUUUCCCCCUCGUUAGAAAUUCAAAAGCACGAAUUUGUGAAAACGAAAAAUUUUAAAUUUCCCCAGAUUGAUACUAACUUAGGGCAUGAAAAAAACAUUUCUAAUGUAGCGGAAAAUGCAAACAUCUGUAAAGAGAAGGAAAGGGAGGAAAUAAUACCAUGCAGCACAAAUUGUGCUACUCCAAUUAACAUCACCAUAAAUGAAAAAAAAAAAAUUUCAAAAACUAGCUUAUACUGUGAGGUGGUAGUCAAUCAAGGUGAAACUUAUAAUAGUGCAGUAGUAGAGGAAAAAAGAACAAUAGCCAAUAAUAUCGUAAAAUCAAAUGAAAAAAAAAAAAUAGAAAAGUUUAAUGCAUGCGAAGAUGUAACAAAUAGUGCUUGUUCGCAUGUGUGUGAAGAAAAAAAUAUCACUGGGUCAAGUGAAUAUAUUAGUUAUGGUACACAUCUUGACAUGAGUACAAAAGGAAAGGAUGUUCCUGCACCUUUUCCCAUAAGCAGUAAGAACACAGAAUGUGUUAAUCAAGGAGCGAAUAAGAAGAAGUGCACAAGAACAGACAGAACUUCAAAACCAGCAAUAGUAAAUAAUUCAGCCAAAUUUGUUUCUUUUAAAAAUGUUCCCACGGAAAAUACCAAUCUGGAUGACACAAAUUUGGAAAGUACCAACUUAAGAGACAUUUCACAAAAGUUGAAUUUUAUGAGACAGCUUUCUCAGGAAUCGAAAAAAUCUCCAAGCGCAACACAAAUAUCACAUAAAAACAAAAUUGAAAAAAGGAAAGAAUUAAUAUACUGCUUUUCAUUCAUAAAAUACAAUUCUUGGAUUAAGGCUUUGCAAAUACUGAACCUUCCUUUGGAUCCAUUCCAUCUAAGUAUAAAUGUACACAAGUAUAUAGCAAAUGGGAGAUUUGAAGAGAAUAACCAAAUGACUAAAUAUUCUAGUGGCUAUGCGAACAGUCCAAACAGCAACAACACAUCAAUGAACACAUCCUUUUUAUAUACAUAUAAUAUACACAAUAUUUUGAAAAAUAAACGAUUCGCAAAUUACAGGAUAGAAAAAAUGAUAGUCAUUGUUAAAAGUAUUAGAUGCAAAACUCAUGGAUAUUUCAUAGUGGUAAUGGAUCCAUCGGGACAGAUGCCAGCUUCUAUACAUAAAGAGGUUGAGAAGGAAUAUAAGAAAUAUAUCAAUGUUGGUUCAACACUAAUACUGAAAAAUGUUACAGUGUUUGAAACCAUACAAAACUUCCCCUAUCUAAUAAUAACUCUCAGAAGCCUCGUAAGAGUUAUAAAAGCAGAGGAAACAAAUUAUGUUACGAAAGAGAGUAUCCUCAAAGGCAUUUACCCUUUGGAGGAAAAAAAUCUUCCCCUCCAUUCCCUACAUAGACAAAGACAAAGACAAAGACCUGUGAACUUUCGAGAGUAG
Molecule: messenger RNA, 1908 nt
Organism: Plasmodium gonderi
Lineage: Eukaryota; Apicomplexa; Aconoidasida; Haemosporida; Plasmodiidae
Exons: 1
Coding region: 1-1908 (635 amino acids)
Biological process (GO): recombinational repair
Source: RefSeq, a predicted model, not a curated record